AUGCGAUUUCUUACGAUUCUAGCGAGCUUCAUCCCACUGGUAGCUGCUGCCGGAGGUGAUGCGGCUAGUCGUAUUUCUGCGCUGACCGGUGAUGAGGCAUUCUGGAUGGAUCAAGGCAAGACAGACGGCAGAAAACUUUGCUAUGUGCCUCCGAAUGGCAACGGGGGUGACGAUGCCCAUGCCAUCAUGCGUGCACUCAACCAUGACUGCAGAAAGAACAGUAUUAUAGUCUUUCCCGGCCCCGUGUACAAUAUCAAGAGUAACAUGACAACAAUGAAUAUGAAGGACGUUCAUAUUCACCACUUUGGUCGCUUUCUAUGGAGCACGGACAUUGAAUAUUGGCGAUCAGUGUCUAUGUCAGUGGGUUUUCAGAACCAGAGCACCGUCUGGUAUUUCGGCGGCGACAACGUUACCCUUGAUGGUCAUGGAGUCGGCACUCUUGACGGCAAUGGCCAAGUCUGGUACGAUUGGGCCAAGAAUCAGGGAAAUCUUCCACGACGCCCCAUGAUGAUCAACUGGCGAAGAUUGACCAACUCGAGAAUUAUCGGCAUGCGGUUUGUGCAGAGUCAAAUGUGGACAAUGGCUGUAACCUACUCCAAGCACCUCGAUUUUACUGACAUUUACGUCAACAACACCUCUUCGAGCAAGUGGGACACUUUGAAUACUGAUGGAAUUGACACAAUUUACUCAGACGACAUCACACUCCGCAGGUGGCGCAUCACGAGCGGUGACGAUGCAGUCGCCCUCAAGGGCAAUUCAAGCAACGUUCGGGUUUUUGAUACCGAAAUCUACGGCGGCCAGGGUCUCGCUAUUGGCUCAGUCGGACAGUACAAGGAUCAGCACGAGCAUGUUACAAGCUUCCUCGCCAGAAACAUUACCCUUUUCGACACCACUUACGCCAUCUAUCUGAAGACGUGGGGCGGCAACUCCAAGGGCUAUCCCCCCAACGGCGGCGGCGGCGGUUUAGGCUUCAUGUCUGGCAUUGUUCUUGAGAAUAUCAAGCUACGGGGCGUGCGCAAGUACCCUCUUUUCGCCUGGCAGUGCGAAAACUACGAGGGCGGCCUCGGCAAGGACUGCCAGUCAUCCAAGUUCCAGAUGCACGACUUUGCAGCCAGGUCUGUCAGCGGAUGGGGCACCGAGAAUGUGAGCCACGCUGGCUGGUUUCAGUGCAGUGCCUCGGCAGGAGGAUGCAACAACUUUACCGUCUCGGGUUUUCAUGUAACGCAGGGAAAGGGCGGUGAUGAGCUGAAGUUGUGGCACUGCGAGAAUAUGCAUGACCACAGUGGCUUUGACUGCAGAGGAUAA
Beauveria bassiana ARSEF 2860 is the source of this 1305-nucleotide messenger RNA. RefSeq names its product exo-rhamnogalacturonase B. The transcript has a single exon. NCBI's taxonomy places the organism in Eukaryota, Fungi, Ascomycota, Sordariomycetes, Hypocreales, Cordycipitaceae. The record is from RefSeq and is a predicted model, not a curated record. Bases 1 to 1305 code for a protein of 434 amino acids. Gene Ontology annotation, biological process: carbohydrate metabolic process. Gene Ontology annotation, molecular function: polygalacturonase activity.